Nilaparvata lugens (brown planthopper) is the source of this 3506-nucleotide messenger RNA. RefSeq names its product zinc finger protein 260. Gene Ontology annotation, biological process: regulation of immune system process; negative regulation of transcription by RNA polymerase II; regulation of cytokine production. Gene Ontology annotation, molecular function: RNA polymerase II cis-regulatory region sequence-specific DNA binding; DNA-binding transcription activator activity, RNA polymerase II-specific. The coding region runs from base 257 to 2302 and encodes 681 amino acids. Gene Ontology annotation, cellular component: nucleus. The transcript has 4 exons. NCBI's taxonomy places the organism in Eukaryota, Metazoa, Arthropoda, Insecta, Hemiptera, Delphacidae. The record is from RefSeq and is a predicted model, not a curated record.
GAAAGCUGAUAAAGACAAAAAAAUGAAGGAAGUAGGGUUAGCUUUGUAAUCUAUUACAGUAUACAAGUUUACCUUUAGAGAUUAUUCUUCUAAUGCAGGUUGCAACUUGUAUUUUUUAUUCAUCUAUUUGUAAAAUACUGUGGUACGAUAAACCUAUCUUUUUUGGAUUAUAAUUUAAUGACCAAUUUUUUGAUCCGUAGGACGUAGUCAGUCUGUAGUCAGACUCAAUAAAUAGGUUAGGCCUAGCCUAUCUUUGAUGGAUUAUCAAAAAAUUGAUAACCAAUAUGAGGAUGAAGAUGGAGUCACUUCAAUUUUCAUCAAACAAGAAGAUACUCCUGAUGGUGAGACAAAUGACGAGCACGACAGGGACACUGUUGCCACAGCUGAGGACGUCAACCCAUUCGAACCCGCAGUGCAACUUACAUACCUACCCAUUAACAAAGACAAAGAUGACUGUGACAAGAGUGACAAUCCGUUAGCUGAUAAGGAUGACGUCAGGGAUUCAUCAUCUAUCAACCAACCAAAUGAGAAAAAAGGAGCUUCAGGGGAAUUUGAUGAAUUGAAUGCAUCAUUGCAAGAGGAUGAAACUCCAUUACAUUCAGUAUUUGCUGUUGAAUCUGCUUGCCAGGAUGAACAGACCAGCCAUCAAUGUGAAUACUGUUCAAAAAGCUUUGACAAUUCCUUGGAUCUUGGUAAGCACAUCGGUAAAGACCAUGCAAACAAAAAGUUUGAAUGUCAAAUUUGCUUCAAAAAUUUCAAGCGAAAAAGUCAUUUAAAAGAGCAUAUCUUAUCUCAUAGUACCAAAAAGCCAUUCCAAUGUGAAUUCUGCAGCCACAGCUUUAUCAGGAACAGCUUAUUAUUACGUCACAUGAAAAAACAUUUUGGUAAUGAACAGAUACAAUGUGGAAUUUGCUCCGAACAUUUCGAGCAAAAAAGUGAUUUAGAUGAGCAUGUGUUGACUCACAAUGGUGGAAACCCAUUCCAAUGUGAAAUUUGCAGCAAAUAUUUCGACAAUAAACUUCAAUUGACUCGUCAUAUAACUCUUCACGCCAGAGAUAAAUCACUUCAGUGUGAGAUCUGCUAUGAUUUGUUUGCUUACCAGCAUCAAUUGGAGGUGCAUUUAAGAAGACAUGCAGGUGAAAAGCCACACGAAUGUGAAAUUUGUGGCAGAUCUUUCCUACAAAACUUCGAUUUAAAAAGACAUUUACAAACACAUACUGGUGAAAAGCCAUUCAAAUGUGAAUUGUGUAGCAAGGCCUUCUUAAGAAAAGAUCAGUUGGCGCAGCAUUUGAAAGUACAUAAUAAACCUUACCAAUGUGAAUACUGCAGCAAGUGUUUUUCAGAUAAGGAUAGUUUAGUAAUUCAUAUCACACACCACACCAGCGAAAAGCCAUUUGAAUGUGAAAUUUGCAGCAAAAAAUUUAUCAGUGAAAGUAAUUUACUUGAUCAUAGAAUGACUCAUAAUGAUAAAAAACAAUUCCAGUGUGAAUUUUGCAGCAAAAAUUUUAAUAAUGAACUUCAAUUGACUCGUCAUUUAACUCUUCACACCAGAAAAAAAACAUUCCAGUGCGAGAUAUGCAAUGAUUUGUUUGCUUUUCAAAAUCAAUUGAAGGUGCAUUUAAGAAGACAUGCAGGUGAAAAGCCAUUUGCAUGUGAAAUUUGCAGCAAGUCUUUCACACAACACUUUGAUUUGAAAAGACAUUUACAAACACAUACUAAUGACAAGCCAUUCAAAUGUGAAUUGUGCAGCAAGACCUUCUCAAGAAAAGAUCAGUUGGCGCAGCAUUUGAGAAUACAUAAAGGUGUUAAACCAUACCAAUGUGAAUACUGCAGCAAGUGUUUCUUAGAUAAGAAUAAUUUAAUAACUCAUAUCAGAAUCCAUACCGGCGAAAAGCCAUAUGAAUGUAGCAUUUGCUGCAAAACUUAUACACAACAUUCUGAUUUAAAAAGGCAUUUACGAACACAUACUGGAGAAAAGCCGUUCAAAUGUGAUAUUUGCUCUAAAUGUUAUACAGAUAAGAAACUACUGAAUCAACAUUUAAGAACUCAUACUGGUGAAAGGCCAUACCAAUGCAAACAUUGUGAUAAGACAUUUUCAAUGGCAAGUGUUUUAAGGGAGCACUUGAAAGUACACACUGGUGAAAGACCAUUCCAAUGUGAAAUUUGCUCAAAAUUGUUCAAAAGAAGAACUCAUUUGAGCGCACAUAAGAAAGUUCAUACCAAGGCUGAGUCACCGGAGAGAAACCAAGUUUCUGAGUCUGAGCAAGUCGCAGGUCAUUACGUUGGCGUAGAAAAAACCUAAACUUUUUGGACUUGUCACGGGGGGGGGGGAUUUUAAACAUUUUUCUUCAAGUUGGUGCAAUCUUACAUAAUCUGUAUUUCAAGAACCAACUUCCAAAUUUUUUUCCAAUAUGCUAGUUAUUAUUGAAAAUGGAAUAGGCCAAUGUUAUUUUAGCCAAAAAGAAUGCAAUGAAUAGAAUUUUAUAAGUUUGCAAUGUCUUAUUUUAUUUUACUUUCAAUUUUUGCUUUUGUAUACCAACCGCAAUCAGAUGAGUUGAGCAUCUCUAUAGAUUAAUAUUUAUGUAGGUAUUUUGUUGGUGAAUGCAUUGAUAUAUCUUUAGAUAUAAGAUACUUCAUAUUGUCCAGCUAUAAGCUUCUUAGGUGAUGAUUAUUCAACCGUGAUUUAUUGUUGUCAAAGUUUUAUUGUGUUUUUUAAUGCUAUAAUUUUUAUUUAAUUGAAAAAUUUAAGUUUAAAUAUUUUACAGUAUCAUAAAAAUUGUUUCAGUACAAGUAUUCUGAUAUCAGUAUAACUUGUAUCUAAGCACAGUACUGUAUUUAAACGUAAUUAGAGUAUUAUCUCACACAAACUAAUUAUGAUAAUAUGAACUAAAAUAAGCUGCGGCAUGACUAGAAAGAAAUUUAAAAGAAUACAUUCUAAUUGCAUUAUCGGCCAUCGAAAUUAAAUAAUAGACAAUGUUCAACUGAACUAUCGAAAUUCCCUGAUAGAAACUAAAGCUAGGUUUACACCAAAGUUAUUAACAAAAUGUUAAUAACUUAAUCCUGAUAGAUUCUAUUAGAUUGAACAUAAUUUAUCAUACACAUGAUCAACAUAUGUGUUUGUCAAGUUCCAUUCAAUCUAAUAGAAUCUAUAAGGAUUAAGUUAAUAAAUUUAGUGUAAACCCAGCUUAAUCAUUAUUGUAUCACUAAAUUGAAAUUCCAUCUGUUGAUCAACUUUACUAUUAAGGCAGUUUUAUUGUUAAAUUAUUAUUGUUUUUCGGAAAUCUGUAAAAUAGAUGUAAGUAUGCAAUAGAAUGUAAGAUUAUUUUUCCUAAUACUAGCCACACAUCAUCUGUGCCUUACCUCUAUGCUCCACAACGUGGUUUCAAGUGAAAUAGUGUGAAUAUAAACGAGAACACGUUCAAAUAUGUUGAGAAAGUAGUUCAAUUUUCAUUAUAUAGGCUACCAUGAUACCAUUAAAAGUUUUAUGAUUGAAAUAAGCCUUUAAU